Ceutorhynchus assimilis (cabbage seed weevil) is the source of this 3917-nucleotide messenger RNA. The record is from the annotation of a GenBank genome assembly. Lineage: Eukaryota; Metazoa; Arthropoda; Insecta; Coleoptera; Curculionidae.
CGAAAUGGAACAGAACUAUUUCCAGAUUGGUUCAGAUGCACUAAAAGAUUUUCCGAUGGACAAGAAACAAGAGUGAUGCAACUAAAACGAAAAUAUAUUUUUUUGUCAUAGUUUGAGUGGGUUUUCCUCAUCGAGCUGAAACAGAUUUAAUUUCUAUUGAUGGUGGUGACUUAAGUCCCAUCAGAGGGCAAGAUGCUGAUGACUUGAGGGAUCUAUACCUAUGUGUAUUAUUGAUUCUUACCCACAUAUGCUCGCAUUGUACAUAACUUGAAAUCCUUCUAUGUAUAUUUUUUAUUCAUACAAUAAAAAUGCUAAAAUAAUCAUGGCACAUACCAGUAACGUUCGCUGAAUGCUUGAAUUAACUUUUUCAGUUCAAAAUAUGGAUUCCAACAUCCUACCAACAGUUCUAAGAGCCUCACUCCCGCCAAAACUGGAAAAAAUCAAAUAUGGCAGCUAUACAGAAAAUGACUAUGAUUACCCAAUACAUUUGUAUUUGAGAGAAAACGAUAUAACAGUUCAGGAAGAUGGUAGUGAUAUCAUCGAAUUUUUAAGGGGAAAAAAUGUGUUGAUUACCGGCGCCACUGGAUUUUUAGGCAAGCUUCUUCUAGAAAAACUGCUAAGAUGCUGCAAAGACAUUGGAACAAUCUACGUCAUUAUUAGGACAAAAAAAGGGGAAGAUCCUCGAAGAAGACUGAAAGAUUUUCUUAAUAAUUGGGUAUUUUAUAAAUUGUCGCAAAUCCAUACCAGCUAUAAAGACAAAGUGGUUGGCAUCAGUGGAGACUUCGAUCUCGAUGGACUAGGACUUUCGGAUGAUUCAAGAAAGAUUUUAACAGAAAAUGUCAACAUCAUUUACCAUGGAGCAGCUACAGUCCGUUUUGAUGAACCUAUCAAAAGAGCCGUCAAAAUCAACAUCGAAGGCUGUCAGCAACUAAUUCAAUUGGCCAGAGAAUGCAAAAAACUUGACGUUUUUGUUCAUAUCAGUACAGCGUACUCAAACUGCCAAGAAAUGCUGAUCAAAGAAGAAUUUUAUCCACCACAUAUAGAUCCCUACAAGUUAAUGAUGAUGACUAAGGAGUUACCGGAUGACAUUUUAGAAAAAAUCACGCCAGGAAUGUUGCAGUCCAUUCCUAACACCUACGCCUACACGAAACAGAUAGCAGAAGAUCUAGUAAAAAGAGAAGCUGUCGGAUUACCUGCGUGUAUUCAAAGACCGUCAAUAGUAAUAGCUUCAGCCAAAGAGCCAAUAAGAUCAUGGGUAGACAAUAUUUACGGACCUGUAGGCUUAAUUAUAGGUGCUGCUAUAGGCCUUGUACACAUAUCGCCUGUAAAUCCUAAUGGAUUAGCCGAUUGUGUACCAGCUGAUUUUGUUAUAAAUAAUUGUAUAGCCGCUUCAUAUAAAACUGCUAGAGAACGAAAACUUGAUCAAAUUCCCAUCUAUAAUGUUACUUCGUCAAACUCCAAUCCUCUACGUUGGAAAGACUUGUUUUUGUCCACCAAGCAAGGUGCAAAAGUAGGCUCCAAAUUUCUUCUCAGUAAAGGCUACCUUAAGUAUACUACUUGCUGGACCUGGUACUAUAUUGUUAACUUCCUACUUCAUACCAUACCAGCCGUUAUAGUUGAUUUUGUACUGGAGCGACUGGGGAAGAAGCCUUUGCUGCGCAAAGCCUAUGGGAAAAUUGACAAAUUCAUCAACAGUUUGGCUCAUUUCACUUUGAACGAGUGGAAGUUUAUUGAUGAAAAUGCGCAAAGCUUAUGGAACGAGCUGAAUGAUACAGAUAAAGGUAUCUUUCCGUUUGAUAUGAAGGUCUUGAAGUGGGAAGAAUAUUUUGAUACGUAUUUUGCCGCAUUGAGAGAGUUUAUUCUCAAAGAUUUUUUCGAUACUUUAGAUGAAGGAAGAAUUUUGAUGUUGAAGUUGGACAUAAUCCACUACACGUUUGUGACCCUUUUAAUCGGGUUGUCAGUGUAUUUCCUAGCAAAGACAAUAUUCUGUUUCAUUCCUUUAUUGUUCAUCAGUGUAACUGUAUUUUAUCUUAUUCCUUGAAUGUGUUCUACCUUAUUUUUAUUUGUUGUGAGUCGAUAAGGAUGUUUUUUAAUUUAAGUCUCUCAUUUAACUGCUUACCAAAUUGUGCAUAAAAACAAUAAAUUCCUACCUACUCCCAAAUUAUAGACCACUGGAUCCUAAUCCUGUAAUCCUAAAGACAUAACAUAAUAUUUAUAUAAGGAAAAAAAAUAAAUAAAAUUAAAAAAUUGAAAAAAAAAAUAUACAGGGUGGGGACUUUAACUGGAACUAAUUCGCUAGAACCUUCGGAUAAAAUAUGCGGACAAAACGCAAAAACACGUCGAUUCAGAUUUUUAGCUUAAGAUUUUUUCACAUUAAUUUUUUUAUACAGGGUGUUCCUAGAACAGCUGUAUGGUUAUCAACUUUAUUUUUUUAAAUGGUAGCCCCUGUAUAUUAUGACAUUUCUGGAUUCUGUGGAAAAUUCUAGACAUAUUUCAUGUACAAUGUCAUAUACCUAUCUCCAACUGUUUCGGAAAUAUUGACAGUUAAAAAUGGACCUUUUUGCAUCUUUGACAGCCUGUAAAACCUGAACGGUUAAUUGUACAGCAAAACGGAUCAUACAUUCUUAUCUUAGUUUUUCAUAAAGUAGCAUUUGACACCAACUUUGAAUUUAAUCCAUGAUUAAAAAUUACGCUCGAAUUAUUAAUCUCAGGUUAAAUUCAAAGUUGGUGUCAAAUGAUAGCUUAUGAAAAUCUACGAUAAGAAUGUAAAAUCGGUUUUGCUGUAAAAUCAACCGUCUAGGUUUUACAGUCUGUCAAAUAUGCAAAAAGGUCAAUUUUCAACUGUCAAUAUUUCCGAAACAGUUGCAGAUAGGUAUAUGACAUUGUACAUGAAAUAUGUCUAGAAUUUUCCACAGAAUCCAGAAAUGUCAUAAUAUACAGGGGCGGCCAUUUAUAAAAAUUAAGUUGAGAACCAUACAGCUGUUCUUGGAACACCCUGUAUAAAAAAAUUAAUGUGAAAAAAUCUUAAGCAAAAAAUCUUAAUCGACGUGUUUUUGCAUUUUGUCGACAUAUUUUAUCCGAAGGCUCUAGCGAAUUAGUUCCAGUUAAAGUCCCCACCCUGUAUAUAUACGGGUGUCCCACGGUGGAUGGCGUAUUAGACGUUUAUGGAGAACUAAAAAGCGGAUCAUUUUGAAAAUGUGGCAACCGGGAUAAACGACCAUGAUCUACACUUUAAAAAUAUUUUUGACCAUGCGGUGUUGCCGCUUCUACUCUAAACUAGUGGCAACAUUACUAUUUUAAAUGGACCACCCCGUAUUUAAUUGCAUAUUUGGAUUCUACGUAAAAUUCUGAGCAGAUUUCAUGUGAUAUACCCUAUACCUAAGUUCAACUGUUUUGGAAAUAUUGACAGUUCAAAAUUGACUUUUUGCAACUUUGACAGGCUGUAAAACCUAAUUGGUUAAUUUUAGAGGAAAACCGAUUUCACAUUCCUAUCUUACAUUUUGAUAAACUAUCAUUUAACACCAACUUUGAACUUAACCAGAGAUUAAAUUUAACUGAAUUUUUCAAUCAUGGAUUUAAUUCUAAGUUGGUGUCAAAUGAUAGUUUAUAAAAAUCUAAGAUGGGAGGAAUGUAAAAUCGGUUUUCCUCUUAAAUUAACCGUUCAGGUUCCACAGCCUGUCAAAGUUGCAAAAAGUCAAUUUUUAACUGUCAAUAUUUCCAAAACAGUUGAACUUAGGUAUAGGGUAUAUCACAUGAAAUCUGCUUAGAAUUUUACGUAGAAUCCAAAUAUGCAAUUUAAUACGGGGUGUUCCAUUUAAAAUAGUGAUGUUGCCACUAGUUUAGAGUAGAAGCGGCAACACCGCAUGGUCCAAAAUAUUUUUAAAGUGUAGAUUAUGGUCGUUUAUCCCGGUUGCCAA